Rasamsonia emersonii CBS 393.64 is the source of this 687-nucleotide messenger RNA. RefSeq lists its product as uncharacterized. NCBI's taxonomy places the organism in Eukaryota, Fungi, Ascomycota, Eurotiomycetes, Eurotiales, Trichocomaceae. The record is from RefSeq and is a predicted model, not a curated record. The coding region runs from base 1 to 687 and encodes 228 amino acids. The transcript is spliced from 3 exons. Gene Ontology annotation, cellular component: nucleus.
AUGUCAGGACAUAAUCACCAUGACCACCACGGUCAUGGUGGCCACUGCCAUGGACAUGGAGACGACGGCCAUGAUCACUCCAACGACCUUACCCCAGCUAUUCAGUCGCUUUUGUACUCUCAGAUCCAGUUUGAUACAAUCAUCACCUUGAAUGAGAAAGUUCCCCGAUCUGGAGCUGCUAUUGUUCAAAAGACAUGGGCUGAGAGGCUGAAUGAGCAUCCUGAACUGGAGAGCGAUGCUGAUGAGCAGCUGCUCAUGUACAUCCCAUUUGCGGGGCAAGUGAAGCUCCACUCCAUACUUAUAUAUACAGCUCCAACUCCAGCUGCUCCAAAGACCCUCAAGCUCUUCAAAAACCGCGCUGAUUUGGAUUUCUCUACGGCGUCAGAUCUCGCCGCUACACAAACGAUUGAGGUGCCCCAGCCAGUACCGGCAUCAGACGUCUUUGAGUUGCCGCUGAACCGAGCAUUGUGGAAUACGACUACCUCGAUCACUCUCUUCUUUGAAGAUAAUUGGAGCGGAGGUGAUGAGGAGACCACCAAGGUCGGAUACAUUGGAUUCAAAGGACAAUUCAUGGCAUUGAAUCGUGAGCCGGUGAGCGUGCUCUAUGAAGCGGCGGCCAACCCCAGUGACCACGUUGCUAUUCAAGGUGUCGAGGGCGUGGGUGGACGAAUUAUGCCGGGACAGUGA